CUUUGAGGAAUCCAAAUUCCAAAUACUGUCGCGGUGUUGCUGGUGGUUUUUCGUGCGUCAAUCCCCGGCAGAAAUCGGCCUGAAAAACGAUUCAAAUGGCUGCGGGGAGAGCGAUUCAUCAGUUGUUGAAGAGGAAACUUCAGACCCAAUAUACUGCCCCUCCGGCAUUGUCAUCGCUUAUAUCAAAGCAGGAUCAAGAUGGAUCUGGAUCCGCUGGCAUGAAGUCGCUUAGAGUGUUUGCACUCCUUGGAGCAGGUGUUUCUGGGCUAUUGAGUUUUGCAGCAGUAGCAUCUGCUGAUGAGGCAGAGCAUGGGUUAGAGGCUCCAAAUUACCCCUGGCCUCAUGAAGGAAUUCUCAGUUCAUACGACCAUGCAUCGAUCCGUCGUGGUCACCAGGUGUACCAACAAGUUUGUGCAUCUUGCCAUUCGGUGUCUUUACUUUCAUUCCGUGAUCUUGUGGGAGUGGCAUAUACAGAAGAAGAAACCAAAGAUAUGGCUGCCGAGAUUGAGGUGGUCGAUGGGCCUAAUGAUGAAGGUGAAAUGUUCACUCGCCCUGGUAAGACGAGUGAUCGUUUCCCUCAGCCAUAUCCAAAUGAACAAGCAGCAAGGUUUGCUAAUGGAGGGGCAUAUCCCCCAGAUUUGAGUCUUAUCACCAAGGCUCGCCACAAUGGUCAGAACUAUGUAUUUUCCCUCCUAACUGGCUACCGUGAUCCUCCUGCUGGUGUUUCGAUUCGAGAAGGGCUACACUAUAAUCCGUACUUUCCUGGAGGGGCAAUAGCUAUGCCCAAAAUGUUGAUUGAUGGAGCUGUCGACUAUGAGGAUGGUACCCCUGCAACAGAGUCUCAGAUGGGGAAAGAUGUUGUGACAUUCUUGUCCUGGGCAGCAGAACCAGAAAUGGAAGAGAGGAAACUGAUGGGAUUCAAAUGGAUGUUUCUGCUGUCACUUGCACUUCUCCAGGCUGGUUAUUACCGUCGCUUGAAGUGGUCUGUUUUGAAGUCUCGCAAGUUGGUCCUUGAUGUUGUUAACUGAUCUCACUUCGAGUUUUGUCAGUGGACUUGAAUUGGCAAUAAUUGGUGUAGAUCUAGUUUUGCUGUAUUGAUAGCAAGAUGGCCUAGGCUGCAGUGGUGUAUGGAGAUCUGAGCUGCCAUGCUGACUAUUCUUUUGAGGGAGGAAUAAGCUCUGCUUUCUAUACAUCACUAUCACAAUUUUUUUUUCAUUUUUUUGCCAAGAAUUUGUGAAUUUUUUUUCAGGUUCAUAUUCCGAUACUUCAAGGCGGUUGGAAUGCUGUUCUUGUUGCUCUUUCAUUUUAGAGAUAUUAUGAGAUUGAAAGAUCAAAGCAUCAUCUGUAAGUUUAGUCUUUCAUAAGGAAUUGGAAGAGGUUGAUGUGUAUGAGUGUGCUGUACUCUUACCUUGUAGAGUUAUGUUCCUUGCUCCCUAGUGUCAAUGCACUGGGUUUCGGAUGCCGGCUAGGUGCCCUGUUCAGACUUCAUUCUUGCAGGGUGAUUAAAUAAAGGGCUAAUCUGUUUGUAACCA
Molecule: messenger RNA, 1532 nt
Organism: Telopea speciosissima
Lineage: Eukaryota; Viridiplantae; Streptophyta; Magnoliopsida; Proteales; Proteaceae
Product: cytochrome c1-2, heme protein, mitochondrial-like
Exons: 8
Coding region: 96-1028 (310 amino acids)
Biological process (GO): mitochondrial electron transport, ubiquinol to cytochrome c
Molecular function (GO): heme binding; electron transfer activity
Source: RefSeq, a predicted model, not a curated record